UCUAAGACAGGUACUCAAGACAAUGGGUUAUUCACUGAAGCUCAUAAUGACAGUUUUGGCAACAUGCUUCAUUGCCUCCAUGGUCAUGGCACGACCAAUGAACACCAAGUCAACCCUAAUGGCUCGACUCAAAUUAGAUGAAGAGGGCUCAUCCAAGUGUUGGGACUCACUGUAUGAGCUACAAUCCUGCACUGGCGAGGUCAUCCUGUUCUUCCUAAACGGCGAGACCUAUCUUGGCCCGGGCUGUUGCAGUGCCAUCCAUACCAUCCAACACCAGUGCUGGCCUGACAUGCUUGGUUCCCUUGGCUUCACCUCCGAGGAAGGGGAUAUCCUCCAAGGCUACUGUGAUGCCACGGAACCCAACUCCAACUCCACCUCUAUAGCACCACCACCACCACCUCCACAAAAUGUUAAUCACACUAUGCCCAUGUCCCACAACUAG
Messenger RNA from Cornus florida, 442 nucleotides. Its product is annotated as egg cell-secreted protein 1.1-like. Lineage: Eukaryota; Viridiplantae; Streptophyta; Magnoliopsida; Cornales; Cornaceae. The transcript has a single exon. The record is from RefSeq and is a predicted model, not a curated record. Gene Ontology annotation, biological process: double fertilization forming a zygote and endosperm. The coding region runs from base 23 to 442 and encodes 139 amino acids.